GAUCAACUACAACUUCUCGUUCAUCAAGGUCUUCGAGAUCCUCUACUAGAUCUUCCACAACUUCCUUUUCUUCCUCAACCACAACUUCAUCGUCAUCAUCGAGUUUCUUCCACUGAAGAAGAAUCUACCUCCAUCUUCACACCUACUGAUUCUUCAACUCCAUCAGAAUCAGCUUCUGUCAUAAGAACUCUGACCACUGAAUUGGUAAAUGGUACAAGCAGGGUCUCUGAUAUAUACAUCACUAUCACUGCCACUGCUUCAUCUACUGGUACCAACGACAACACUAAUGGCCAUAAAGGUCUAUCAAGAAAGAAUCGUAAUAUAAUCAUCGGUUGUGUUGUCGGUAUUGGUGUACCUUUAUUGAUCGGUAUUGCUAUUGUGCUAUACAUCUUCUGCAUACAAUCGAAGAAAACUGAUUUUAUCGACUCCGAUGGUAAAGUCGUCACUGCCUACAGUGCUAAUAAAUUGACCUUAUGGUGGUACAAAUUAUUAGGUAAAGAUGCCAGCCAAAAGUAUGAUACAAAUUCUCCAUUGGGAUCAAGCAGUUCAGAUUUGGAUCAACAAAUAAACGAUAACACUUCGAUCAAUGAUUUCGAUUUGGACAUGCUUCAGGCUAGAAGACAUAAUAUAGCCAACCAAGGUACAAUCAAAAGAAACAAUACACAAGCUACUGCUACUGCUAACAAACCUGCGGUGAAUCGUAAUAGUACAUUAACAGGUUCGACAAAUAAGCAUUCAAGUAACGGGUACUCGUCGAUGUCAAACGAUGAAGUUAUAGAUGAAGACAAACACUAUAACAAUAACAAUGAAGAAGACGACGACGAAGAAGAAGACAUUAACCUAAGAAAUUUUUAG
Molecule: messenger RNA, 855 nt
Organism: Vanderwaltozyma polyspora DSM 70294
Lineage: Eukaryota; Fungi; Ascomycota; Saccharomycetes; Saccharomycetales; Saccharomycetaceae
Exons: 1
Source: RefSeq, a predicted model, not a curated record